AUGUUCUCUAGAAGAAUUAAAAAACCAUCGACUUAUUUAUGCUAUGUUAUUAUUAUUCUUGUUAUAUUAUUUUUAUAUAUUACAAUAAACAUCUACAAAUUUUCACAAGUCAAUUCAAUACAAUCAUCUUAUUGUUCUGAAUUAUGUCCUUAUUCAAGUAUAUUAAGCAAUGAUACACUUCAAUUUGAUUCAUCACAUUUUAUUCGACAUUUUCCAGACUUUGUUUGUCCACAAAAUUUUCGAAAUCUUGCUGAUUGGGUAUAUGGUUGGCCUGAUCAAUUUCAUGAACAUUUAAAAAAACCAACUGAUAAAGGACAACAAAUUGCUCCUUGUUUACCACAUGGUAGUAUUAUUUAUGUACGCAUAUGGGUAAUAAAUGAAUUCUUCGAUCAUGUUUAUCCUUAUUUGCAAAAUAAUUUUGUAUUAGUUACUGGUGAAGGUGAUUUAUCAUCACCAGUUCAUAUGGAACAUCUCGAAAGUCCUGAUUCAAAAAUAAUCCAUUGGUUUGGACAAAAUGGACAAUAUGAUGUAUCAAAAAGUAAAAAAUUUACUCAUAUACCAAUCGGUAUUAAUUGCUAUGAAAUGGCUGAUGCUAUUCAAAGUAUAUAUUCUCAGCAACGAGAUCAUAAAUUAUCUCCUAUAUUCUAUGAGUUAGAUGAGCCAUCCGGUUAUAUUCAACCACAAGAUGUAUCAAAUCGUGCACUAACUACAAACAUAGAAAAAGAAGACUUAGUAUUAAUUAAUUUUGAUAAAGGUACUGAUAAAAGUGGUCUUCGUUCACAUAUUUGGAAAAAUCUCUGUAUGAAAAAAAAAUCAUCUAACUAUACAUUUGUGACAUGUAUAAGUAAACCAGGUGGUGUUCAAAUACAAGACCUACCAAAACUAUAUGAACGUAAUCGUCAAUAUCCAUUUUGGUUAUCACCACGUGGUAAUGGUAUUGAUUGUCAUCGAACAUGGGAAGCACUUUAUCUUGAUAUAAUACCAAUUGUAUGGAAUAAUUCAUUAAAUAUUCUCUAUGAAAAUUUACCUGUUGUUAUUAUAAAUAAUUAUGAAGAAUUAAAUGAAAAUAUUUUAUAUGAAAAAUUAAAUGAAAUAUCGAAAAAGAAAUUGUCAGGAAAAAAAGUUUAUCAAUAUGAAAAAUUACGUAAUGCUUAUUGGCGUCGUUUAAUAUUGAAUAAAUCAAGACAUCGAAAGAAGAAGAGUAUUUAUAAACGUACAAAACGAUGUUGGAGUGCGAAAAGUACAGUUAAUUGGAAGCAAUAUUUACCUUUUUAA
Rotaria sordida is the source of this 1275-nucleotide messenger RNA. The record is from the annotation of a GenBank genome assembly. NCBI's taxonomy places the organism in Eukaryota, Metazoa, Rotifera, Eurotatoria, Philodinida, Philodinidae.